AUGAAUCUCCUCCCAUCGUCCCCUCCUGCUGAUGAGCCGGCUCCCAAGACACCAAGGGCCGAUGAGAAGGAGGAGGACGAGGGGGCAGAGACCGGUAAGCAGCCCAAGAAGUGGUUUGACAAGGACAGGGCCGUGAAUCAGGCUCAGAAGGCCCUAGCCACUCAGGAGAAAAAGCUCCUUGAGCAGCACAAGCAGCGCGUUGCUGACUUGACUGCCGCAUUGGACAUGAUUGCCAAUCUUGGCCCUGAUGAGAAGAGGACGUAUCAAGGUGAGGAAAGGAUUGCGAGUGUGCGACUCAAGUUCCUGCAAGCACUUUCCGGCGCAGGUGGUGAGCUGACAGAGUUGAUUGAGCAGUUCCAGGUACCAGGUGGUUCCCCGAUGAAGCUGGAUGGUGCGGACAAUGCUAGCACUGCAGGUGCUGUUGUGGCGCUUGGUACUGCGCCACCAUGCAAGCGGUUUGCUGAGCUCAAGUUACUUCCAGAGCUAGCCUUGUUGAAGGAUGAGGUCCUGUUGUGCUCCACGGCAGCGGAAAUUGUGGAGCACAAGAAGCAGUUCGCGCAAAUGAAGGCGCCCAUCAUGGAUUUGCUCUCUUGCUCACAGGCCGUUCUCAACGACAUCAAGAAGGUGACCAAGGUCAAUGCAGCAGAGAAAGCCAAGUGCGCAGCAGCGAAGACAAAGCCGGGAAAGAAAGAUCCAAGUGUCAACGUCCCCCAGCACACCAUUUUCGCGGAGGCUGCCAACUUCGGUGAGAAGAUCCCUGUCAUUGCAGAAUCUGACUUGAAGAAGAUGGACCUCAACAACCCAGCCAUCAUCGACCUCAGCUCCGACACGGCUGGGAAGGUCUUCAGCACAGAAGCCAAACUUUCCUUGGGCCAGCUGAAGAAGAUGUUCAAACAAGCUUCGCAAGGGCGGGCCGAGGUAGCAUUGGAUCUGGUUGUCAUCCAGCACAUUGCGAAUGAAUUGGAGGCAAAAAUGCCAGAUGGCAUGAGCUUCCACAAGGGCAAGGUCGACUCUGUCCACACAGAGUCGAAGGAGAUGUCCGAGCUCCUUCACAGGGCAAUGUUGACGACGAGCUUCGCCAUCAACCAGAACCAAUCCACCUUUGCCAUGGAAAAGCUUUUCCUGCCUUGUUUGAGAUUCUCUAGUGAGGGUGUGCGCCAGGUUGUCAUGUUUCCCUAUGCACAGCUGGCUAAGCAUGUGGCGCCGGAGAAGAAGUUGAUCGACACCUCAGCUAUGCCGUCAUUUGAUUCUGCCAAGUUGCCCGUCACCCAGUUCCUCAAGUUUUGCAGCGCAGAGAAGCUGAAGGCAUUCAUGGAAACCGAUGGUGCCAAGUGCUUUUCCGGGUCUGUCCGGGCAACGCAGGUGCUGUAUGUUCCUGCUGGAUGGUCGUUUGCUGAACUCACUAAGGAAACCGACGAAGAGAAGGAGCACAGAUCCCGGGCCGAGAAAAUCAAGGCCGAAGUCUCCAAGAUGAAUGAGCAAGCCCGCGCUGAGUGGUACCAGAAGGAGAAAAAGAAGAGAGAGACAGAGGGAGCCGGCAAGCGGAGAACAUUCGAAAGUGCAGUAGGAAUCAUCACGGAAGAAAAGAUUCGUUCGAAAGAGCGUGAUGACAUGACAAACUGGGUUCGGUUUCGUGAGUGGGCCGCAACCGAGCGAAUGGUGACUGGUUGCGAACCAGACAUGCUCGAAACUCGAUGGAAAGAAGAGAUCCAAAUGCCCGGUAACCAGACUAUGAUUGUGAACGGUGAAACACUCCUCAAGCA
Messenger RNA from Symbiodinium pilosum, 1763 nucleotides. The record is from the annotation of a GenBank genome assembly. Lineage: Eukaryota; Dinophyceae; Suessiales; Symbiodiniaceae.